GGUCUCUCCAGCUGCAGCCUCUGCGCGCCCGAGAGCUAGAGCGCAGCGGCCGCGGAGCAUGGAGCCGGCAGCGCCCUGAGCCCCUUCCCCGGCGGCAGCAUGAGCUUCCCGCGACCCCUGCGGCGCUCGGUGAGCCUGAGCCCGGCCCGCACGCUGCGGCUGGUGGUGCUGGGACAGGGCGCCGUGGGCAAAACAGCUCUAACUGUGAGAUUCAUCACCAAGAGAUUCAUUGGGGAUUAUGACCCUACUCUAGAAAUGAUUUACAGACACACGGCUGUCAUUGACGGGGAGAUGGUGCACUUUGAGAUCCUCGACACCGCAGGACAGGAGGAAGACUCCUUGCAGAUUGAGGAAAAGAUCAAGUGGGGUGACGGCUUUGCCGUGGUGUACUCCGUGACGGACCGGUGCAGCUUCGAUGAGGUCAUGCGGCUGUGCUUCCUCAUCAACCACAUCCACUCCAGCCCCAAGCGGAGCAGCGGGAGCGACCCGCCGCCUGUGGUGAUUGUGGGCAACAAGAAGGACCUGCAGUUUGACAGGAUGGUGUCUGCUGAGGAUGGCGAGAACCUCUCCAAAGCCCUCAAGCACCCUUUCUACGAGAUCUCCACCAGGGACAGCUAUGAAGAGACAGUGGUGGUGUUCCACACCCUGUAUAAUGAGCUGAUGAGACAGGGGCACUUCUCCCCGGGAUCCUUCAAGAGGAGGGCUGUGUCGAAGCUGAUGGAAAAGAUUCCCAGGAUGCACGCCAACUCCACCCUGAACUCGGGCGGCCGGAGCCUCAGCUUCAACUCCUUCAGGGAUUACAUACCGGAGUGAGCCACCCCCUGGGCAUGGUGUGGGAGAGGACAGUGCCCAGGAGCAGCCUAGAUUGGCAACAGACCGGCUGCAGGCUGCUCACCUUCCCAGGCUAGAGAGCGCUGUAGGUAGCAAGGGUGGGCCCUUUUGGGCAUCUGUGUUCCGGGAAGGUCACAGUGCUGCUGGCUUCCUGCAGGGAUUUAGUAAGAGGGGUGUGGCUCUGGGCGAGGGUUGAUGCAUCAGCCAUUCGCCUAGAAGCCCAGGGGGUUACUUUCUUGCUUAGGAUCAGCAGGGAAAACUCAUUGGGAGGGUCUUGUCCCUCCCCCCCAUUCUGUGCACAUCAGAGACUGCCACUGAACUUAACACAAUGGGCAGGCUUCCCUCUGGGGCGGCUUGGGGGUGGACUGAUGGGGGCAGGAUUGAGGCGCGGAGCUGUGUGGAUGCCUAGUCAUGGCAAAAGGGAGAUGCAUUGGCAGAGUAGGCAGGAAGCUUGCACAGCACAUGCUGCCUGGCUCUUGAGCUCUCCAUUCCAUGAGCACAAUGUAGGCCAAAUAGUGUACGUCGGGCUUUUCAAAGCAGGUCAAGCCAAGAAUCCAGCCAGCCUUGUCUGCUGUCUUCGCCAGUGACCAACAUGGGCUACUUUGGCUGCAAACAGUUGUUGGUGCAUGGACGCCGCUAGCCAGGGGAAGCGGCCAGGCACCUUUGAAGUGUUUCAUGCAUUCCCUGUCCUCCUUUCCCACCCUCACGUCGGACCCCCUUUUGUCCCCAUCAGAGUCAAUGGCAAAGUUCUCGGCGGUGCAGAAUUAAGCCCUUAGUGCCUGGGUGGCCACACUGAUGCGACCCCACCAGCUCAGGAUGAUUCUCAACUUACCCACAAACACUCAGCACUGAAAUGCUUCGCUCCACUUCCUGUGAGUGCCUGCUCUGGUGGCCAUGGAGAGCUCACCGAGGUGGAGAUCAGAUGGCCAUGUAGGGGACAGAACCUUAUUUCUAGCUGCCAUAGAUGUUUUUAAAUGUCUCUAGCUCAGAUGAUGGAGUAACUCUCAAAGGACAUUGUUGUCCCUCUUGCAGCUCCCUGAACUUUUUAUUCAUUUUUUUUUUUUUUUACCCCGAGGAAAAUAAAUCGACUGAAAAGAGAAGAUCAGAGGAGCUAAAAGCAGUUUGUGGUCCCACCUCUGCCUACCCUGGAGUCUCCCUGCCAAUCCAUGUGGUUUUGCAAUCCUAUUUCUGUGUUUACAAUUUUUGACUUUCUUGUGGUUAUUUAAAAGAUUUGCAGAAACCAGGGAAACUGACUAGCUAGGAAACCUCUGAAACUGACUGUGCACCAAGUGAAAUAAACUGGGAAGACCAACACCUGCCUAAGUGUCGCUUGUAACAAUAAUAAGGGACCUUUCUGAAACAGAUGGGGGAUUUUCAAGUUGGCAAUAUCCCUAUGAGAGUUGUGUGAUGGGAAUUCAGCCAUUGCUCUUUACAGGGCUAGGAGCAAGGCAGUCUAGUACAGGUUGAACCUCUCUAGUCUGGCACCAUGGGACCAGACUGUUGCUGAACCAGAGAAUUUGCUGGACUACGGGAGGUCAGUCUAGCGGCAUCACCAGAACUUCUAAUGCUUAUUGGACAGUUAGAGGACAUUUAGGAGUAAAUUAGAGCUAAAUAACAGAACAUUGAGAGCCCGGACCAGUGGCUGUAAAUAAACUUUAUGAGACCUCAGAAAACUUGGUCAUACCCAUGAUAAGUGGACAUCCGGCAUGAUUGAAAUAGAUAUGACCAUAGAUAUUUCGGGACCAGAAUGUGCUGGAUUAAGGAGGUUCAACCAAGACACAGACGAAAGGGGACUUGAUGGCUCAGGAUAUUGGAGCUCUUCACUUUUCGUCUGUUGGUGUGAUUUCCCUCCACAUAGUUGAGAUGGGUAGUAGCCAAAAGUUUCCACUUGAUUAUGAGAAGGAGGAUGGUUUAGGGAUUAGGGUGCUUGCCUAGCUGAUCUAGGUUGAAUUCCCUGCUCUGCUACAGACUUAAAGCAGAGAGCUGAAUCUCUCUGCGCCUCAGUGUUCACCUGUGAAAUGGGAAUAAUAGCACUUCCCUGCCUCACAGAGGUGACGUGAGGAUACUAAAGAUUGAGCCAUUCCUACACCCCAGGCGUGGGGGCAGUAUAAAUAAAUUUGCUGGCUGUUUAGGGGCCUGUUUGAACUGCUGCCACCCCAACAUUAGCCACUAAUUAAGAGUGACACCUCAGACUAUUGAAAGCAGAUGUUCUCUCUGUUUUAUUUUUCUGCAUUUAAACUAUAGCCAUCUCCCUUCUUGCCUGUCAGGCUAUGUCUACACUGCACACCAAUUUUGAAAUAACUCAUGUUAUUUUGAAAUAACAGAGUGCAUGUCUACACAGCAAGCCUGUUAUUUCGAAAUAAUGGGCUUCUUACUCUGAUUUCUGUAACCCGCAUUUCACGAGGAGUAAAGGGAAGUUGGAGGAAGAGUGUUCUUCCUUCCACUUUCUACUGUGUAGACAGCGCCAAGAGCCAAAUUAAGCUGUUUCGACUUCAGCUACGGAAUUGAGGUAGCUGAAGUUGCAUAGCUUAAUUCGACUUUAGCCCUGCUGGGUACACGUGCUCCCAGGCACUGACUGUGGCUUGCACUACAGGGAAAUGUUGAAAUGUAAAAGAGAAAACGCUUUACAGUACCAUUGUUUAUAAAAUAUGCCUAUUAAUCCCAGGGUUUGUAAAACCUUUUUUGGUUUAGGCUGCAUGAGCAACAGCUCUUUAAAUAGCUCAGUAAAUAACAUCUUAGGCCAGGGAAGGCAAGAAUUUCAGAUUUUGCUGUCCCUCUUCAGCCUAAAAGAACCAGGCACAUUUUAAU
Molecule: messenger RNA, 3639 nt
Organism: Pelodiscus sinensis (Chinese soft-shelled turtle)
Lineage: Eukaryota; Metazoa; Chordata; Testudines; Trionychidae
Product: ras-related and estrogen-regulated growth inhibitor-like
Molecular function (GO): GTP binding; GTPase activity
Source: RefSeq, a predicted model, not a curated record